Molecule: messenger RNA, 849 nt
Organism: Fimicolochytrium jonesii
Lineage: Eukaryota; Fungi; Chytridiomycota; Chytridiomycetes; Spizellomycetales; Powellomycetaceae
Exons: 2
Coding region: 1-453 (150 amino acids)
Source: RefSeq, a predicted model, not a curated record
AUGCUUGGCAACAAGCAAUUCAAACGCAAAGCUGUUCCGCAACGUACCCGACUCUACGGUCAAUCUACUCCUACUUCCACGGCCGGCCAGAAGCUUACCCAUGCCGACUUGAAAUGGCUCCUGCAGGAACAACAGGACAACUUUAGAGCCAUGUUCAACAACUUUCUAUCACCGCUUGGUGAUACCAUCGGUCCGCUCGUGAGGGAUAUCAUUCAGGAUGAACUACGUUCGCAAUUGGGCAGGACUCCGGUGAACCUCACCAACAUGACAGCCAGCACUUCAGCCACUUCAGCGGCACGACCAAAUGCAACCAAACCCGCCAGGAGAGUACCGAAGGGGCUCAAUCAGUUAGUCAAAGAGUUCCUCAAUGGCUUUAUACCUGGGUAUUCAAGUCUCACACCCGCCGACGUGACCAAGUAUGGCGCUGGAAACACGGGGCCAGGCAGCUGCUGACCGACCUCACCAAUCCUCAUCGAACAAGGCCACAGUUCGCGGCAGUAGAGGACGCCAUCUCGAGCUUCAUGGACUAUGAGCCCAGAUACGCCAGCAUAGUCUCGCCAAAGUGACUGACGAACUCCUCUUGGUUGUCCGCAACCGACUCACCAAUAUGAAAGCUGGGCGAAUCAAGGUGAAGUCUUAGUCAAGGGGACGAUGUUGAUGACGAGUAGGCCUCAUCUACACACAGGCAAUUGGUGCGGGAAUCGUAUAUACCCCAUCGUGAAAACUUCUAUCCCCAGUACUACCACAAGGUUGGAGGUCCAUGGAAUCUACGUCAAGUGGCUCGGAGGCGUCGAUGUCAAACAAGUCAACGUCUACAAGCUAAGGCAUUCCACGUUAUUGACCGGAUGC